Molecule: messenger RNA, 1947 nt
Organism: Hyaloscypha bicolor E
Lineage: Eukaryota; Fungi; Ascomycota; Leotiomycetes; Helotiales; Hyaloscyphaceae
Product: MFS general substrate transporter
Exons: 5
Coding region: 1-1761 (586 amino acids)
Biological process (GO): transmembrane transport; basic amino acid transport
Cellular component (GO): fungal-type vacuole membrane
Molecular function (GO): basic amino acid transmembrane transporter activity
Source: RefSeq, a predicted model, not a curated record
AUGGCAGUCCAGAGUGGGAGUUCGGGUCCACGGUCAAAUGAGCAGACUCCGUUGUUGAUCGAUGAGUCGAGGAGCAUUGAGCGCGAUGAUGGGAGUUCGGCAACUUUGACGGAUUCGCGGAGGAGGGAUGAAGAGGAUGGCGAGGAUGAGGACAAGGCUAAUCAGCAUGUGGGGAGAGCGAGAGGUUCGCUGAUUAUGUUGAGUUUGUGUGGGUUGAUGUUUUUGCAAGCUUCGAACUUGUCUUUGGUCACGACCACUCAGUCGAAGAUUGCGGAGGAUCUGGAUGCUUUUGCUGCGGCUAGCUGGUUUACUUCUGCCUACAUGAUUGCAAUGUCAAGUACGACGAUCUUGGCUGGCCGGCUGGCCCAGAUCUUCUCUCCGAGAUCUUGUGUCUUGGUGUCUUCGAUCUUCUUUGGAGUUGGCGGCGUCAUUGCCUCUCAAGGCAAGAGUAUGCAAGUCUUCCUGCUGGGGAGAAUUGUCCAAGGAAUCGGAGGAGGUUCAAUAAUGACGGUCUCUUUGAUUCUGGUUCUGGAGUUAUCGGCCAAGAAGAGGAGAGGCCUGCAUAUUGGCCUUGUCAACUCGGUGUUCACAAUGGGAGUCUCGUUCGGAGCGGUCAUUGCUGGUGCUUUGCUGCCAAUAACUGGAUGGCGAUUCUUGAUGUGGAUUCAGGGACCUCUUUCUCUGAUUUCUGGCAUGGGAGUCUUCUUCAGCAUCCCGACAACAUUUACCGGAGGUGAAGAGGGAGAAGGAACUAUCAGCGCCAAACUCGCUCGAAUUGAUUACCUUGGCGCUUUUACGCUCGUUGCAUCUGUGGUCCUCUUCCUCUUUGGACUCUCUUCACCCAAGAUCGAGUACAUUCCAAUCACUGUGUCGAUAUUCCUCCUUAUCGGAUUCAUUAUGAUUGAGUUCUACGUGGCCAGGACCCCGAUUAUCCCCAUUACUGUCCUGAAGAACCCUGGUGUGCUUCUAUCAUGCGUUGCGCAACUUGGCCAAAUGGCUUCAAGAUGGACGGUGCUGAUGUACGCCCCUGCCUAUGCUCUCUCGAUACGGGGCUGGAGCCCCGCUGAAGCCGGCUCGAUCCUCAUUCCAACGAAUCUUGGCUUCGCAUUAGGAGGUCUCGUGGUCGGCGGGUUUCAUGUCAGGAGAGGAGGGAGCUUUUGGCUACCAAGCGUUAUAUGCUACGCCCUCUUCAUGUGCACCUUUUUCCUACUCUCCCAGAUUUCCAACGAGCAUACUCCGACCCCGCUGUACCUUUUGGCGGUGCUUGUUAACGGUCUUUGCAUCGGGGCUUCCUUGAACUAUACUCUUGCUCAUACCCUGCACUUGGCACCGCCAUCUACCCAUUUCAUGGCUGCGUCUCUCCUCACCACGUUCCGCGCGUUCGCUGGCUCAUUUGGCUCAGCUAUUGGAGGUGGAUUGUUUGUGCGGGUCCUGAAAGCAAGACUUGAGACGGGCUUUGCAGAAAAUGGUGGCUUGGAAGGGAGAGAAGAGUUGGUGAGGAAGCUGCUUGGCAGUCCGGCUUUGGUACAGGUUUUGGAAGGAGUGGAGAAAAGAGUUGCGGUGGAUAGCUAUGUAGGGAGUUUGAACCAAUUGUUUGUUGCUGCUGGCGGACUGGCGCUGGUUAUGGUGUUUGUACAGGCUGGUACGGGGUGGAAGGCUGGCAAGGACGAAGAGAAUGAGAACGGGAACGAGACCGAGGAGGAAAGGAUGAUAGGCGUUGAGGAUGAGGAGUGGGAAGAAGGCAUGGAGCAGGGUGUAUGAUUUAUAAUGUGGAAGUGCUGGAGUUUGGGUGAUAGACAUAGACCUCGACGGCUCUACAUGUAGGAAGAUAGACUAGAUCUGGGUUCAAAGUUCCGUUGGAUGCUGCAUAAAGCACAGCCCCUGAAUUUGAGCAGACCAAAGAAAUAUAAAGGCAGUUCAUCUCAUCGUACUUGCCCUCCUUUUAGC